This is a messenger RNA of Dreissena polymorpha, 957 nucleotides long. RefSeq lists its product as uncharacterized. The record is from RefSeq and is a predicted model, not a curated record. The coding region runs from base 1 to 957 and encodes 318 amino acids. NCBI's taxonomy places the organism in Eukaryota, Metazoa, Mollusca, Bivalvia, Myida, Dreissenidae. The transcript has 3 exons.
AUGGUAAUCUCAUGGUUGAGCUCAGAAGUGAAGACCCUGGAACAUUUAAAAAACUCCUCCGCAUGUCUACUGAAAUGUACGAUACAAUUUUGGGAAGGUUCGUCAUCGCCUCGUGAAGCAACACACUCGGUACAGGGAGCCCUUGGAUCAAGGGCUAAAGUUAGCUGUCACACUACGUCAACUGGUUUCUGGUACUCAGACAUCCAGUAUUCGUUGCAGGUCGCUGAGAAUACCCUCUCUGUAGUGGUCAGAGACGUGUGUCAUGCUAUAUGUGAAGGAUAUGUUGAUGAGGUUAUGACAGCCCCCUCUACACCUGAAGAAUGGAGACAACUGGCUGAUGGUUUCCUCAAGAAUUGGAACUUUCCAAAUUGGGAUGCUGCUAUUGAUGGCACGCACAUAGCUAUCAGAAAGUAUGUCAGCUCUGGUUCCUUAUAUUAUAAUUAUAAGGGAUUCGUCAGCAUCAUCUUACUGGCCAUUGUCGCCUCGGACUACAAGUUCGUAUGGUUUGAUCGGGGUGACCCACAGCCCUUUCCAAAUGACACCGUCGACAUGCCCUAUUUCUUGGUUGGAGAUGACGCUUUCAGCCUUAGCGAUAACAUAAAGAAACCCUAUGGACAUAGAGUCCUGACAAGAGACGUAAGCAUCCUGAACUACCUGUUACCCAGGGCUAGGAGAAUAUCAGAAAAUGCAUUUGGGAUUUUGGCCAACCGAUUCCAGAUACUUCUCACAAAGACGAACCACAACCCAUCCACAGUAAGGCUGACUGUAAAGACAUGCUGCAUUCUCCACAACUUGAUGAGGAUCGUGUACUCCGCCAUGCAGAAUGCACUGGUUGACCAUGAUGAUAGAAGAGACGAUCUGGUUCCUGGGGAAUGGAGAAGAGGUCGCAACUUGGAGGAUACCAGGAAUGUCAAUACCAGGGACCACAACACAGCAAUAAAAAAGGCAAGAUUGUGA